AUGUUUCCACUAAUUAUUCGAAAUUAUGAACUCUUAUCUGUGGAUGAUGACUUAGAAGACCAUGAUAGAUCAGUGGCAUCCCCUCUCAUUAAGCAGAAAGAAGUUGCUGCUACAGAAGAAGUUGUUUUUGCUAAAGAAGAAGAAGAUGCUAAGGAAGAAAAAGAAAAAGAAGAGGAAGAUUUUGUUGUGAACAUUAUCACCACACCUGAGCCUGUGGCCUCUCCUACACAGGAAUCAACUUAUGAUGCCGGGGCAGAGCCAAAAAUUGAGGAGCAAUCCAAGGACCGUGCGGAACCUAAAAAAAAGAAAAGAAGAGAAAGUGUUACAAAGAUGAAAAAACAAAAGAAGGAGGAAAAGAAAAGAAGGAAGAAACUUCGUGCAGCCACAUCGAUGGCUGAGGAUAACUGA
Molecule: messenger RNA, 408 nt
Organism: Gossypium arboreum
Lineage: Eukaryota; Viridiplantae; Streptophyta; Magnoliopsida; Malvales; Malvaceae
Exons: 3
Coding region: 1-408 (135 amino acids)
Source: RefSeq, a predicted model, not a curated record